AUGUUCAACCCAAUCACUUUCGUCACCCAGGUUCUUGUGAAUGGCCCCACGGCGGUGGCCUCCCUUGUUCGAAAUGCGGCAGCGGGACUCAAGACAUUCGCCGCGAAUUUGAGCCUAAAAGGAGCGUCGGCCGUAUUUGCCGCUGCUGACAAUGAGGCGAUCGUCGAUACGGUAUUCAAAGUGGUUCAACGUUCCAUCGCGGCGUUUACAGGGAGCCUCAGCGGAGCGGCCCUGAUCUGGAACUUCAUCUUUACCAAUGGCAUUAACCAAGAGACCAAGGAUUUCAUUCUGAAUAACCUCGGCGAUCUGAAGCAGUUUCUGUAUGACCUUGUCCGUCCUGGAACUGUCAUCCCGGGGCCUCAGACUCCAGGGGUCACCGGAGCGGUUAAUCAAUACAACGAGUUGGAUCUCUCGGUAAAGGAGAACCGAGAGGCCGUCGUCUACCAGUUGCAGCGCGUUUCGCUGACGCUCAUGACGAUUCUCCGGCUGGGGAGGGCCCGUCGCAACAAGUCGUCUCUCAACCUAAGCGAUAUCGAAAUGAAUGUCGAACUCAGCAGCGACUUUAGACCUAACGGACAGCCUCCAGACCGGUGCUACACCGCCAAGUGGCAGGAGCCCGGCUCGCCACAGAACUACAAAGAGACGUGGCUGUUCGUCAACGGCAUUGCCAAUGAGCAUGUCUGGUUCCGCCGAUCGUGCGACAAGAUCAAGAAGCGAUUCAAGACAGACGUCACGGGCGUGUACAACCGGAGCGACGGCAUUCUCUGGGACUUUAUCGAGUGCACCGGAGAACGCUCCCCCGCCGCCGCCGAAGCGUCACACUCCCUCAUCCAGCGCACUGAUAGCAGCAUGAAGGCGCAAAACGCUCUCGACCAGGAACUCAAGCGUGCGCUCUCGGUCAGGGACGACAACCACAAAGUGGUUGUCAUCGCGCACUCCCAGGGGUGUCUCCUUCUGCGGCUGGUGCUGCAGGCUCUGGUAAACCGCCCUGAAGGGGUCUCCGAGUUAAGGGAAAGGACGGAGACGAUGGAAAUCAUGCGAAAAAGCCUGAACGUGUUCACAUUUGGGAACCCCAGUGUCGACUGGUGCGUCGUGGACGACUCGGACGCAAGGCGAAGCGUCGUUCCACUCAGCAAUUUCGUCCUCUGUACGGAGCACUUUGCGCAUGCGACGGACUUUGUUGCCAGACUUGGGGUCAUGAGGCACGGGAGGGGAACCCAAGGUGCUAUCACUUCCGGUUAUAACGCCGAAAGCGUCUUCCGCAGCAAGGACGGCAGAGGGCACCUGUUCGGAGCGCAUUAUUCACUGGAUAAGGAGGACUACGACGAGGGUGAGAAUACCUGCCAUGAGCACCUGACCCAGUGA
This is a messenger RNA of Chaetomium strumarium, 1365 nucleotides long. RefSeq lists its product as uncharacterized. The transcript has 2 exons. Bases 1 to 1365 code for a protein of 454 amino acids. Lineage: Eukaryota; Fungi; Ascomycota; Sordariomycetes; Sordariales; Chaetomiaceae. The record is from RefSeq and is a predicted model, not a curated record.